Messenger RNA from Hemicordylus capensis (graceful crag lizard), 2018 nucleotides. Its product is annotated as histidine--tRNA ligase, cytoplasmic-like. The record is from RefSeq and is a predicted model, not a curated record. The transcript is spliced from 13 exons. Gene Ontology annotation, molecular function: ATP binding; histidine-tRNA ligase activity; identical protein binding. Lineage: Eukaryota; Metazoa; Chordata; Lepidosauria; Squamata; Cordylidae. Gene Ontology annotation, biological process: histidyl-tRNA aminoacylation; mitochondrial translation. Gene Ontology annotation, cellular component: mitochondrion; cytoplasm. Bases 23 to 1627 code for a protein of 534 amino acids.
UACGCAUGCGGGAGGGAAGUCGAUGGUACGUACGCGUGCGCACUGCGGCGGAACUCAGGAGGAGGAAGGCGCCGGGGUUUCUGACUUCAUAUCUUUGCCGGGCGAGGAGGACUGUGGCGACAUGGCUGAGGAAGAGGCGCUGAGAAAGCAGGCGGACAUGGUGCGGCGCCUGAAGCAGGAGAAGGCCAGCCCGGAGGAGAUUGCAGAGCAGGUGGCAAAGCUGCUGGAGAUGAAGGCAGCAAUAUGUCCUGAGGAAGGGAAGCAUAAGUUUGUCCUCAAAACACCAAAGGGCACCAGGGACUACAGCCCCAAGCAGAUGGCCAUCCGGGAGACAGUCUUCAGCACCAUUAUCAGUUGCUUCAAACUCCAUGGAGCUGAAACAAUAGAUACCCCAGUAUUUGAACUGAAGGAAACUUUAACAGGGAAGUAUGGCGAGGACUCCAAGCUCAUCUAUGACCUGAAAGAUCAGGGGGGAGAGCUGCUAUCUCUUCGCUAUGAUUUGACUGUGCCAUUUGCCCGUUAUUUGGCUAUGAACAAAAUCACCAAUAUCAAGCGUUACCAUAUUGCUAAAGUCUACAGGCGAGACAACCCGGCCAUGACGAGGGGCCGCUACAGAGAAUUUUACCAGUGUGAUUUCGACAUUGCUGGCCAGUAUGACCCCAUGAUACCUGAUGCAGAAUGUCUGAAGAUUGUGCAUGAGAUCCUGAGUUCCCUACAAAUAGGAGAUUUUCUCAUCAAGGUCAAUGACCGGCGCAUCCUUGAUGGGAUGUUUGCGGUUUGUGGUGUUCCAGACAACAAAUUCCGAACCAUUUGCUCCACUGUAGACAAGCUAGACAAGAUGACUUGGGAGGAUGUGAAAAGUGAGAUGGUUGGCGAGAAGGGCCUCUCGCCAGAGGUUGCAGACCGUAUUGGCGAAUAUGUAAGGCUCAAUGGUGGGCUGAGAUUGAUUGAAGAGCUGAUCCAGGAUCCAAAACUGUCACAGAACAAGCUGGCUAAGGAGGGGCUUGGGGACAUGAAGCUGCUUUUUGAGUACUUGACAAUUUUUGGCAUCUCGGAUCAGAUUUCCUUUGACUUGAGCUUGGCUCGCGGUCUGGAUUACUACACUGGAGUGAUCUAUGAGGCCAUUCUUCUCCAGCAACAAAAUGACCACACAGAAGAGUCUGUCAGUGUGGGCAGUGUGGCUGGAGGUGGCCGCUAUGAUGGGCUAGUAGGGAUGUUUGACCCCAAGGGCCGGAAGGUUCCCUGUGUGGGAGUCAGCAUCGGCAUUGAACGGAUUUUCUCCAUCAUGGAACAAAAGGUGGAGGCUUCUGAGAAGAAAGUCCGAACAACAGAGACCCAGGUGCUUGUGGCAUCUGCUCAGAAGAAACUCCUUGAAGAGAGGCUGAAGCUCGUGUCUGAGCUGUGGGAUUCUGGGAUCAAGGCAGAGAUGCUUUAUAAGAAGAACCCUAAGCUACUGAACCAGCUGCAAUACUGUGAGGAAACAGGAAUCCCUCUUGUUGCCAUUCUGGGAGAGCAAGAGCUAAAGGAUGGAGUGGUCAAACUGCGAGAUGUGGCUACGAGAGAAGAGGUGGAUAUUUGCAGACAAAACCUUGUGGAGGAAAUCAAGAAACGAACAAGUCUUCCGUAGGGAUCUUCCUGGCACUCACAUUGGAAGGCUUUGCUGGAUUUCCUUUCAAAGUUUGCUGAGUCCUUCCUAAAAAUGCCAAGUCAGUUUUGCCCAUGUUGCCUCUUUGGACAUAGCAGUGGGAAGAGGUUGUCUUAAAACCUUUAUUUAUUUUACUGUUAAGCUCCUUUUUGUUGGGCUUGAGGAGCAACAAAGCAUAAUCUUUUUAACGAAUGAGGUCAUUCCUGCAAAAGAAUUUGAAAAAACCCUUCUGAGGAUACCAUCUGUUCUGUGAGCAUUCUGGUGAUCACGCCAGCGGCAAGGGCUGGGCUGAAGUUGGCAGCAUUCUGGUCUUCAAACUGCAUCUUUGGACAACAUUAUUUGGCAGCAUAAUAAAACUUACUACAGCCUCGUG